CUCAGAGUUGGCGAAGCUUCAUCUCCGCCAUUGCUAGACCUCUUUUAUCUCUGUCUCUCUGUCUCUGUAAAAUUUAGAGCUCGAAACGGAAGAUUCAAAUCAAUGGCGACAAGAUACUGGGUGGUCUCUCUUACGGUUCAGAACUCAGCAUCUUCUCAUUGGAACCGAUUGCAAGAGCAAAUCUCCAAGCAUUCCUUCGACACUCCUCUCUACAGAUUCAAUAUUCCUAAUCUCCGUGUUGGAACCCUAGACUCUCUCCUCUCCCUCAGCGAUGAUCUCGUAAAGUCAAACAGUUUUGUAGAAGGAGUGUCGCACAAGAUCAGGCGUCAGAUCGAGGAAUUGGAGAAGGUAUCGAGCGUGGAGAGCAAUGCUUUAACCGUGGAUGGAGUACCAGUUGAUUCUUACCUCACUAGGUUUGUUUGGGAUGAAGCAAAGUACCCAACUAUGUCGCCCCUGCGGGAGGUUGUGGAUAGUAUUCAUGGUCAAGUGGCAAAGAUUGAAGAUGAUCUCAAGGUUCGUGUUGCUGAAUACAACAAUGUGCGGAGUCAGCUUAAUGCUAUAAACCGAAAGCAAAGUGGAAGCUUAGCUGUGCGGGAUCUCUCAAAUCUAGUGAAACCAGAGGAUAUAAUUACCUCAGAACAUCUAGUGACUCUCCUCGCAGUUGUUCCAAAGUAUUCACAGAAAGACUGGUUGGCCAGCUAUGAGACUUUGACUAGCUAUGUGGUCCCCAGGUCCUCCAAAAUGUUGUAUGAGGAUAAUGAAUAUGCACUUUAUACUGUAACACUCUUUCGUCGUGUUGCAGACAAUUUUAGAACAAGUGCACGUGAAAGAGGUUUUCAAGUUCGUGAUUUCGAAUAUAGUCCGGAGGCACAAGAGAGUCGGAAACAGGAGUUAGAAAAACUAAUGCAUGACCAGGAAAGUUUGAGAAGUUCUCUUUUGCAGUGGUGCUAUACCAGUUAUGGGGAGGUUUUCAGCUCCUGGAUGCAUUUUUGUGCUGUACGUGUUUUUGCAGAGAGCAUUCUGAGAUAUGGUCUCCCGCCGUCUUUCUUGGCGUGUGUUUUAGCUCCGUCAGCAAGAAGUGAGAAGAAAGUACGCACAAUCCUUGAAGGGUUGUGUGACAAUGCAAACAGCACAUACUGGAAAACUGAAGAUGAAGUUGGAGGAGUGAUGGCUGGUCUGGGAGGUGAUGCUGAUGCCCAUCCAUACGUUUCCUUCACAAUCAAUCUCAUAUGAUCAGUGCUGAAUCUGAGUUCCUUGUCUGUUACGAAGUCCUAUUCCGAUGAUUCCUCUGGACAGCAAUAAGAAAUGGACAGGAUUCAGUGAGUGUAUAUUAGGUUUAGUAUCCUAAUUCUUUGGUUGUUUAGAUAGAGUUUCAGCUUUGGGAGUUUAAUCGAACGAGGGUGAAAUCCGUGGGGAAGGUUUGGUCCACAGGAAUUUGUAUAAGAUUUAUUUUACUAACUUUCAGUAUCUUGCAUUUGAAAAGCUUCAAAAUAAUGCUUUUGGUGUAUUUCUAUGAUUAUAUGAUAUUAAUUAUUUAAAGAUGCAAUCAAUUCUUGCCA
Alnus glutinosa is the source of this 1559-nucleotide messenger RNA. Its product is annotated as V-type proton ATPase subunit C. Lineage: Eukaryota; Viridiplantae; Streptophyta; Magnoliopsida; Fagales; Betulaceae. Gene Ontology annotation, biological process: proton transmembrane transport. The coding region runs from base 103 to 1233 and encodes 376 amino acids. The record is from RefSeq and is a predicted model, not a curated record. Gene Ontology annotation, cellular component: vacuolar proton-transporting V-type ATPase, V1 domain. The transcript has 11 exons. Gene Ontology annotation, molecular function: proton-transporting ATPase activity, rotational mechanism.